AGGGAGAGUCGCCGAGCAGCAGGCAUGGCCCCGCCGGUGCGGUACUGCGUCCCAGGCGAGCGGCUCUGCAGCCUGGAGGAGGGCGCGGCGGGCAGCGGGACCUACACCCGGCACGGCUACGUGUGCGCGGCGCUGGCCGGCUGCCUGGCGAAGACGAGUGAGGACGAAGCGCUGCCAGUGGUGUCUGUGGUGAGAGACGCCGAGUCCCAGCUCCUGCCCGAUGUAGGGGCCAUUGUGACGUGCAAGGUGUGCAGCAUUAACUCCCGCUUUGCCAAGGUGCACAUCCUGUACAUCGGCUCCACGCCGCUGAAAUCCGCCUUCCGAGGCACCAUACGGAGAGAAGACAUUCGAGCCACAGAGAAAGACAAGGUGGAAGUUUACAAGAGUUUCCGUCCUGGGGACAUAGUCCUGGCCAAAGUGAUAUCCCUGGGGGAUAUGCAGUCCAACUACCUGCUGAGCACGGCAGAGAACGAGCUGGGCGUGGUGGUGGCUCACAGCGAAGCAGGGGCACAGAUGGUGCCGAUCAGCUGGUGUGAGAUGCAGUGCCCCAGGACACACUCCAAGGAGCUCCGCAAGGUGGCACGAGUGCAGCCGGAGUUCCUGCAGACCUAGCUGGCCACCCUGCUUCCAGACUGGGCCCCGUCCCUGCUGCAGGCCAGCCUGAGCCACGGCACAGGAGCUGCAGGCAGCCAGCGCGUGCCUCCGGUGUCAUCCCUUAACCAGAGCAACCCCUGCAGGCCAGUGCGUGCAGCCUGCACCUCCUGGAGCAUCCACUGGAUUUUGGAUUGUGUUAAGGCUAGCGUAGGGGGAGCAGGGUCCCCUAUGUCCUUCUGCAAGUGGUAGCCCCGCUCUCCAGUUAGGUUUUUAAACUGCUGUGCCAUGAACAAUAAAUGUAUUCUUGAAGGGC
This is a messenger RNA of Emys orbicularis (European pond turtle), 907 nucleotides long. It is a transcript of the gene EXOSC1, whose product is annotated as exosome component 1. The transcript is spliced from 8 exons. Gene Ontology annotation, biological process: RNA processing. The coding region runs from base 25 to 612 and encodes 195 amino acids. Lineage: Eukaryota; Metazoa; Chordata; Testudines; Emydidae. Gene Ontology annotation, molecular function: RNA binding. Gene Ontology annotation, cellular component: nuclear exosome (RNase complex); cytoplasm. The record is from RefSeq and is a predicted model, not a curated record.